Molecule: messenger RNA, 1146 nt
Organism: Vicia villosa (hairy vetch)
Lineage: Eukaryota; Viridiplantae; Streptophyta; Magnoliopsida; Fabales; Fabaceae
Exons: 3
Coding region: 1-1146 (381 amino acids)
Source: RefSeq, a predicted model, not a curated record
AUGGUCCACCCCAAUAAUAUUUCAAGAGAAUUAGUUCCUUCAGUCGAUGUUUCACCGAAUAUUGAAGGGGUAGUCGUAAAGGCGGUAGAUGUUGGCGGUGACUUUAAUAACAAGCAAGAGUUUGAUGAUCGGGAAAGCAUGCUCAUAUGGAUUCAAAGGAAUGUAACUGACCUUGGUUUUGGUUCAAAGGAACCCGACAACGUAUCAAAUAUAAGGCAAGUGUAUAACAUCUGGUACCGCAAUAAUAAGGCGAUUAGGGGAGAUAGAAGUGAGAUACAACAACUGUUGAAGAUGUUGGAUGAUAACAAAUACGUGUCGCGGUACAGAACUUGCGACGAUGGGGUUACGGUCCGAGAUGUUUUUUGGACUCAUCCGGAUUCGAUAAAGUUGUUCAACACUUUUCCGACAGUGCUCCUUCUUGAUUCCACCUACAAGACCAACAAGUAUCGACUUCCAUUAUUUGAGAUGGUAGGUGUUACAUCCACCAUUAAGACAUACGCCGUUGGUUUUGCUUUUUUGGAGUGUGAAAAAGAGGAUAAUUAUAGGUGGGCAUUAGAGGUGUGUCGGUCACUUUUGAAGGAACAAGUCAAGAUGCCCAAGGCGAUUGUUACGGACCGCGAUACCGUUUUGAUGAAUGCGGUAGCAAAUUUGGCUAAUAGCAAGGAUGACUUGUGUCGAGAUUGGGACACUGUAAAUCUCAUGAUCAAAAACCAACAUAAUGAGAUACAAACCACUUUUGGUCGGAGCACUACGGUGUUGGAACAUCGAUUUCAGGACAACAUUCUUUCUUCUCAAUUUAUCGGCAAUGUGUCUCGGGCUGGGUUAAACUAUAUUUUUCACGAGGCCAAACGAGGUGAAACUGUCGGUUUUGAUAGUGUAAAGUGUGGUUGCACUAUUACUAGAACGCAUGGUCUCCCAUGUGCAUGUGUUAUUACUAAAAAAGCGAGACUAGGUGAGCCAAUAAGAAUGGACGAAGUUAUCCCUCAUUGGAAAAGACUUAGUUUUGAUGAUGAUGGUUGUGUCGAAGGAGAAAAAUCGAAUAUCUCCAUUACUUCCGAAUUGGAAGCGAUACAAGAGAGGUUUUCGAAGGCCGAUGACAACAUGAAACUCCACAUCAAAGAACAAUUGCGGAAGAUUGGAUCCUGA